This is a messenger RNA of Rotaria sordida, 648 nucleotides long. Lineage: Eukaryota; Metazoa; Rotifera; Eurotatoria; Philodinida; Philodinidae. The record is from the annotation of a GenBank genome assembly.
AUGCAACGACCACCGCGCAGAUUUGUACCAAUACGAUUAAGUUCGUAUGAUCAAGAAUAUCCACAUCAGGAAAUAGAAAAUGGUGAUAGAUACCAAACUUCUAAAUCUGAGCGUUCAAAUUGCUGUUCGAAACAAUGUCUCAUUGGACUUUGUGUUGGUUUGGCAAUCGGUGUUGCGCUUGUGAUAAUUAUCGCAGUCCCAGUUGGUGUUGUUGGUUUUACCAGAAAAUCAACAUCCUCACUGGGUACAAUUUCUUCUACACCCAAUUGGAUCGGCACAUUUCUAAUGGAUAAUGCAUGUGAUACAAGUUCAUGUUGUUGUUUAACCAAUCAAGUUACAUUGUCUCAAGUAACCAAUAAUCAACUACAAAUUACAGGCAGUAUUACUGGGCUAUGUACUAUCUUUUCAUCUCCUAUUACUCUGAUACAAUCAAUGCCAACAGGUUUUCAAGUAUUCCUUACUUGGUCUGGAGAAACAAUUCGUCUGCAAUUAGGUCAAGAUAACUCUUACAUAUCACUUGUGAAUAUCAAGCAUGGAAUAUGUAGUACUACUGGAUUAAGAACAUCAUAUAGUAGUGGUAGUAUGAAAAGCGUGAAUUUGGGUUUAGUUAUGUUCAUUCUAUCGAUCAUUAUUGGCACAAUGAUAUAA